Indicator indicator is the source of this 1317-nucleotide messenger RNA. RefSeq names its product gastrula zinc finger protein XlCGF57.1-like. The transcript has 3 exons. Gene Ontology annotation, molecular function: RNA polymerase II cis-regulatory region sequence-specific DNA binding; DNA-binding transcription factor activity, RNA polymerase II-specific. The record is from RefSeq and is a predicted model, not a curated record. NCBI's taxonomy places the organism in Eukaryota, Metazoa, Chordata, Aves, Piciformes, Indicatoridae. Gene Ontology annotation, biological process: regulation of DNA-templated transcription. Bases 1 to 1317 code for a protein of 438 amino acids.
AUGGAGGUGGGAACACAGACUGAGGAUGAAAUGAAGCAGGCAAUGAUGCAGAUCACUGGCUGCAGAGACUGCCUCAGUCUCUCCUUGGUAUCUGGGAGUUCUAUAUGCUGUGAGCUGGUAAUUUUCUACUCAAACAAGCAGCACAGCUACAAGAUGAGGUGGCCAGUGAGGAAGGGCACAGUGGUAACCCUUUCCCCCACCAGCAUGGCCUCACAGAAGGACCCAGCCAAGAGGUGGGAGGAGAAGAAACACCCAGAGAACAAGAUGGAGCAGCCAAAGUGCAGCCUUAAGGAAGAGGACAACAUGGAGGAUGAUGAAGAGAAUGAUGACUUUGAUGAUGAUGAAUAUGAAGAGAAGGAGGACAAUGAGAAAAAAGAUGACCAGCAUGAGGAAGAGGAGGAGGAUGAGAAGGAUGAUGAAGCCAUGGUAGCCCCCUCUGUGCCACUUGAACGGCUGAAUCAAUGUCCUGCGUGUGGGCAGAACUUCUCCCCUGGCUCAGAGCUGGUGAAGCACUGCUGCCCUCACCCUGGCACACGGCCCUUCAUCUGUGGUGAUUGCGGCAAGAGAUUUGGCCAGAGCUCCCACCUCAGCCGGCACCGCCUCAUCCACACUGGAGAGAAGCCUUUCACCUGUGCUGACUGUGGCAAGACCUUCAGAUAUAGCUCUGCCUUUGCCAGUCACUGCCGCAUCCACACCGGUGAAAAACCAUACAGCUGUGCUGACUGUGGCAUGAGCUUCACCAACGGGAGCCAUCUCACUUCUCACCGUCGCACCCACACUGGAGAGAAGCCCUUCACCUGCCCUGACUGUGGCAAGAGCUUUAACCAGAGCUCAAAUCUCUGCCGGCACCGCCGCAUCCACACCGGUGAGAAGGUAACCUGCCCCGACUGCGGCAAACACUUCAGUCGCGGGUCCGCCCUCAGUGACCAUCGCCGCAUCCACACCGGAAAGAAGCUGUUCCCCUGUGCUGAGUGUGGCAAGAGCUUCACCUUGAGCAACAGACUCAUCCGGCAUCGCCUCAUCCACAGCGGUGAAAAACCAUACAGCUGUGCUGACUGCGGCAAGAGUUUCAGCAGCAGCUCCACACUUAAUGUGCACCGCCGCACCCACACUGGUGAGAAGCCCUUCUCCUGUGUUGACUGCGGCAAGAGCUUCAGCCAGAAGGCCAAUCUCAUUUACCACUGCCACACCCACACCAGUGAGAAGCCCUUCAUCUGCGCUGACUGUGGCAAGAGCUUCACCCAUCACUCCAGCCUCUACCGGCACCGCCGCACCCACACCAGUGACCAGCCACCACUGCAGGGGAGGCACAAAUAG